UGUUGCCGGGGCAGUGACCGCGCUCGGCAGCCCCGCGGUUACCGAGUGUGCCCCGUGCAGCACCGCCGCUGCUCUGGGCUGGGACGUGCCGUGCCUGGCCUUCCCCGGGCUCCUGCCCUGUACAGCUGGGUCAGUGUGCCAAAGACAGCGCCAUGGGAACGUCCAGUCGCCGGUGUCACGUUUUUAUUGUGGACACAGGAGCUGAGGGAGGUCUGGCUGGACAAGCCUGACCCUGUGCUCUGACUCCCAGGGAGAGCUCUGUCGUUUGAAGGAUCAAAUCGCAAACAGCUGCUCUUUGAACUGGGUUUCGGUUCAGCUCUUUGUGCUUGUAUACAACAUUUCAGUGUAUACAUUAUUGUGCCUCUUGCUCUUCACACAAUGUUGCAGGUGCUGUGGGUGUGUGGUGCUGCUGAAACCAAGCCCAAGGAUGGCUCAGUGCCCCGUGUGCCCCUCACGAUGUGCUGGAGUGGCAUUUGGGCAGCACUGAUCUAACACAGAAAGACAGGAGCGAGCCUGGCCUUGGAGCUCUGCUCUCUUUUAUUUCCCUCUCUUGGAAUCUCUGUCAGGAAGAGUGGGAAGCCCUGGACCAGUCAUUUUGUAGAGCUCUUUUGGCCCUGUCAGCACUGUUAUUCCAAAUAUCAGCAUAUUCCUCUGUCUGUGUGUCUACUGAAACAUCAGUUAAUCACCAGAGAACUCUGUUGAUUUUUUUUUUUGUCCUUGAGUAAAUGAUGUCCUUGAUUGGUGUGUGCUUGAAUUUCUGCUGGUGAAUUCAGUUUUCCAAAAUUUUUGGGAAUUUAGAAGUGAUCAGGCAAGAGUCAGUCCAGUUGGCCAGGCCAGUGAGCUCAGUGUCACUUUCUUGGGAGGAAACCAUUCACAGCAGGUGCAUUGACUCUUACUGCUGCUCUUUGUUUGAAAGAGUGUUGGAAUUCCUGGAGCAGAGCCCGGCAGAGGCACAAACAGGUACCUGUGAUGCUGUCCUGGUCCCGAGUGCCAUCACUCAUGGGCAGCUUUCACCUGCAGCAGGUCUGUCACUCCAACAGCCACGGGAUGUAUCCCUGUUGUUUUGGAGAUGGAUUGGAUCAGCGUGCUGGGAGCCUGUGCCCAAUCUAAUAAUAGUCUCUGCCAUGUUCAUGUCAACCAAGUGGAAAAGGUAACCAGAAGAAAUCCUACAGCUGACUGAUUGGUGGUUCCAGCAGAGAGGUGGAGGUUAAAGAUGUCAAAAAUUACCACAGAACUUCUUUUGGAAAGAGCAGUUCCAAGAUCCACGAGGCUCCGAAAGAUCGAGACGCUCAACCUGUCCAAGCUGCAGCUGAAGACUGGAGAUUUAGACCCGCGCUUGUUUUCCCGCCUCAGGCACCUGCAGAAACUUGAUCUCUCUGAUAAUUUACUGGACAAAUUUCCCAACAGCCUAACCCUCCCUGAUCUGCGUGUCCUGAACUGCAACAAUAACAAGCUGGAAGAUGUAACUGCUCUGAAACAGUUCCCUCUGCUCGAGGAGCUGACCUAUGAGAACAAUGUGUACUUGACACUCAAUGAUGACUAUAAAGUAAUGUUUCUUUUGCAAAAUCUUCGUCUGCUCAAUGGCAAGGACAUAACCAAACUGGCCAACCAUGUGAGACGUGCCAACAGCCAUAAACUCACCAGCAAGGUUACUGCUCACUGGAAAAAAUUCUUCCGUGACCAACUCCCUGAGAAAUACACAGCUGAGCAGGUGAAGUCCAUCAAGAAAAAGUUCCUGAAGUCAGUGCAGACCAAUGUGGUGUAUGGGCCCAGCUCACUCAGCGAGUUCACCCGCUGGCGGGUGAAAAUGAUUGCAGAAGAGUUUCUGGCAAACUCACUAGGUCUGGAGUUAAACUCUGAUAGUGAACCAGAGGAAAAGAUGGAUGAGAAUGAGGAAGAAAGCACAGAAAGCCCCAGGGAAGCUGCAAAAAGCCCCAGGGAAGCUGCAGAAGACGUGGCUCAGGUCACAGUAACACCCAGCAAGAGGAAAAGAAAUCAUUCAAAAUCAAGCCCUGGAAAUAAGAGGUCCAAGACCCAGGCAAACACAGAGGAGAAGGCUGCAGAUAAUGCCAGAAAAUCCAGUCAUGUGGAGGAUGACCCAGCUCCUGAUAAACCAAGAACAUCAAACCAACCAGCCAAGGAGGCAACCCCUGAGCAGGAAGCUGAAGGGACACAGAAGAAUGGAGAGCAGCUUCCCAAGGGACAAAGCAACAGAAGAUCCAGCCAGAUGACAGGGGAGCAGAAAAGCCAGGAGCAGGACAACAGUGUGGUUAUCUUGACCCCCGUGAAGAAUUCCAAGCGCAAGGAGGAUGUCAGUGCAGAGCCAUUGCAUUUUCUUCAGUGUCACAGUAAAGGCAACAGCCGCGAGGAUUUUAAAACGCAGCUCUGGUCCUGUGUCUUCGAGCCAGUGCUAGACUCUGGAGCCAGGAAAGAUCCCAUUGUGAGCUCCUCCAGAACCGUGGCAACCUGUGGAGGGGAAUCUGUCUGUCUGAUUGAUUGUGAGACAGGGACAGUGCUGAAAAAGUAUAAAGUGGCUACAGAGGAGUUCUUCAGCGUGGCAUGGACAACCCUCACAAUGGUGAUCAGCGACAGCCGCAAGAAAGCUCACAACAUCCUGGCAGCUGCAGGGAGGAGAGGGAUUGUCAAACUGAUCCACGUGGCAGCCGACUUCUGCUACGGAGAGAUAAAGGCUCACAAAAAACCCAUUGCUACUGUCUGCUUCAGCCCAACCCAGGAGACCCACCUCUUCACUGCAUCCUAUGACAAGCGAAUUGCACUCUGGGAUAUUGGGAUUCCAGACUGCGACUACAAUUUCAAAGCAAGCCAGCUGCUGGUGCUGGAAACAGCCUCCAUCCCCCUACGGAUUGCCCUGGUCCCCACCUGCCCAGAGCAGUACCUGCUGGCAGGCUGUGAAAAUGGCUGUUUUGCCUGGAACAUAAAACUGGAUAAGGGACAAAAAAGCAGGCCUUUUGAAGCCAUAUUCCAGUUUCCUGGUGAGGAAAGCAUGACAACAUCUCACAGGGUUGAUGGUUUGGCUUUUCUCAAUGAUGAUGUCGUUGUUUCCAAGAGCUCCAAACCAGGAUGCAUAUACUUGUGGAGCUGGAGCAAGUCUUUUGAUGCCAAGGGCAAAGGAUGCCAGCGGACAAUGUCUGCAGUUGUUCUGGCUGAGCUGGAGUGGUCCACAACAGACAUGUCCUACCUGACACUCAGCACCUGUCCAGCAAAAGAAUACGUGUUCUGUGGGGAUGAGAAGGGCAGUGUGUGGAUGUACAACCUCUCCAACUACACCACGGCCUGGGGCUCUCCGAAGGGGAAGCGCUCGGAGCGGAGGAUCUCUCCCACACAGAUCCUCCAGUGGCCGGAGCUGCGGGUGAACGGGGAGCAGCCCCCCGAGGUCCUGGUGAACAACGUGGUGGCAGACCCUGCCUUCACCUACCUGGUGGUGCUGACCAGUGUCAACAUAACAGCCAUCUGGAAGAAAUCCUAGUCCCCGUGCCACAGCUCCACCCUGCUUCCACCUAGUGCAGUAUUAGUGACUGUUCCCCAUGUGCCCAUGAACGUUUUCUAGAGCAGCUUUAUGUGCCAGAUGGAGAAAAAAUAAAACAAGGUAAGAGUUUGUUCAACUCAUCAGUUCAUUGUAAACAUCCGCUUUCUUUUACUGUAAGUUUUCACAAUUUGUGCAUUUGUUUUAUAGAAAUGACACCUAAUAAAACAAAGUACCAGUUCA
Messenger RNA from Passer montanus (Eurasian tree sparrow), 3727 nucleotides. RefSeq names its product leucine rich repeats and WD repeat domain containing 1 (gene LRWD1). Gene Ontology annotation, biological process: establishment of protein localization to chromatin; chromatin organization. Gene Ontology annotation, cellular component: nuclear origin of replication recognition complex. The record is from RefSeq and is a predicted model, not a curated record. NCBI's taxonomy places the organism in Eukaryota, Metazoa, Chordata, Aves, Passeriformes, Passeridae. The transcript is spliced from 16 exons. Gene Ontology annotation, molecular function: chromatin binding; protein binding. The coding region runs from base 1214 to 3487 and encodes 757 amino acids.